UUUUCAACGAAUGAAUGAGAAUACCUACCUUCUACUUGCCGCUACAACUACAUAUUGAUUGACCGAUUGACAGCACAUCUAUUUUAUAAAAAAGACGAUGACAGAACGUAUAUUAGCACAAGCAGACACUUUAGUCAAAUAUGAUAAUCCAGUUUUACAAACUCAACAACCAGACAAGAAAAAAGAAGAAAUCGGUGAUACAGGUGGACCAACUCGUCCAAAAUGUGCCCCACCAUCUGCGGAUGUUCGUCGCGAAGUUGAAGAAAUACUAAAUGCAAUUUUACCACCAAAAGAAUGGGAAGAAGAUGGACAAGCUUGGAGACAACAGGUAUCAACAACACCUGCAACUAGAUUAGAUGUGAUAUCAUUACAAGAACAAUUGGAUAUGCGAUUACAUCAGAGACAAGCCAGAGAAACGGGCAUUUGUCCAAUACGAAGACAAUUAUACACGCAAUGUUUUGAUGAAAUUAUUAGACAAGUAACAAUCAAUUGUGCUGAACGUGGUUUGUUAUUAUUACGAGUGCGUGAUGAACUCAAAAUGACAAUGGAAGCAUAUCAAACUUUAUAUAUUAGUAGUGUAGCUUUUGGAAUGCGUAAAGCUUUACUGUCAGAACAAGGUAAAGCUGAUUUAGAAUCGAAUGUUGAACGAUUGAAGGAUGAAAAAGCAAGUUUAGAAAGACAAUUAAUAGAACAAAGAUCUAAAGCUGAAUUAGCUGAGAGACGUUUUGCUGAACAAACAGCAACAUCAGAACGUAAACAUAAUGAAGAAAUUACAUUGUUAAAGAAAACUAAUUUACAAUUAAAGUCCCAACUGGAAGGCAUUAUAGCACCAAAAAAAGGUUAAUACCAAAACCAUUCAACGAUCAAUGGCACAAGUAUUUUGUUCUUUGUUCAAUAUGUUUAAGAUAUAAUUUUUUAAAUUUUCAAUAAAUAUUUAUGAUUAUUA
Molecule: messenger RNA, 946 nt
Organism: Chrysoperla carnea
Lineage: Eukaryota; Metazoa; Arthropoda; Insecta; Neuroptera; Chrysopidae
Gene: Dnali1
Product: axonemal dynein light intermediate polypeptide 1
Exons: 6
Coding region: 98-844 (248 amino acids)
Cellular component (GO): filopodium; axoneme
Molecular function (GO): dynein heavy chain binding
Source: RefSeq, a predicted model, not a curated record